AUGUUUACCUGCUCAGUCUGCGCUCUCCGUGUGUUUCUGCAGAAGGAUGAAUCUGACCGUGUCGAGGCCUGCAUGGUGCUUGUAGGAGCCCUGGACUCUCUGGAGAGGCCCACAGUUGCGUUUGUGCGUCUGAAGGAGGCGGCGGCUCUGGACUCAGCCUUGGAGGCCCCGGUGCCCGUGCGCUUUGUGUUCGUUCUGAUUGGCCCCAGGAAGGCUGACAUGGACUACCACGAGACCGGCCGGGCCAUGGCAGCACUAAUGGCUGAUAAAGUCUUUAAUCAGGCAGCGAUCCAGGCGAAGACGGCCCGGGAGCUGACCGACGCUGUGGCGGACUUCAUGGACUGCAGCAUCGUCAUUCCACCCACCGAGAUCCAGAACGAAGCCAUGCUCAGCUCCAUCAUCAGCUUCCAGAAGAAGCUGCUGCAGGACAGGCUUCAGUCCUCUGACAGCACCGCGGUUCACCUGGACUCCAAACCUCACAGAGUUUCCGUCUCGUCUGGACCUCCCCCCGAUGAUCCCCUCUCCCGGACCGGCCGGCCGUUCGGAGGGAUGAUCCGAGACAUAAAGAAACGCUACCAGCACUACAAGAGCGACAUCACGGACGCUCUCAACGCCCAGGCCGUGGCCGCUAUCAUCUUCAUUUACUUCGCCGCUCUGUCUCCGGCCAUCACCUUCGGAGGACUGCUGGCUGAUAAGGUGGAGAACAUGAUGGGCGUUCCGGAGCUGCUCAUCUCCACCAGCAUUCAGGGGAUCAUUUUCUGCUUCGUGGCCGCUCAGCCCGUCCUGGUCAUUGGCUUCUCUGGUCCUCUCUUGGUGUUUGAGGAAGCCUUUUACGCUUUCUGCAAGUCCCAGGAGAUUGAGUACAUAGUUGGGAGGGUGUGGGUCGGCGUGUGGCUGGUCAUCAUCGUCGUGGUCAUCGUGGCCUUUGAGGGCAGUUUCCUCGUGCGCUUCAUUUCACGCUUCACCCAGGAAAUCUUCUCCAUCCUCAUCUCCCUCAUCUUCAUCUAUGAGACUUUCGCCAAGCUGGGGAGGAUCUUCAAGGCUCAUCCGCUGAUCCUCAACUACGACCACCUGAACGACACGAUAGAGAAUCCCUGGCACCCGAAGGUGGAGGAGACUGUCAUCUUCGACAACGCCACGGGAAACGUAACCAUCAUUGUCAACACCAUAAAGCCGCCGUACCCAAACACAGCCCUGCUCUCCAUGUGCCUCAUGCUGGGCUGCUUCUUCAUCGCCUUCUUCUUCCUGCGCCAGUUCAAGAACGGGACGUUUCUCACCCGGAAAGGUGAGCUUGCCGGCUGAUUGGGCGACUUCGGUGUGCCUAUUGCCAUCUUCCUCAUGGUUCUUGUGGACUACAACAUAAUGACAGUACACUCAGGUUGGCCAAAACUGGUGGUUCCUAAAGGUCUGAUGGUGUCCAACCCAGCCAAGAGAGGCUGGCUCAUCAACCCGUUUGGGGAGCACAAGCCCUUCCCUGUGUGGGUGAUGUUCGCCUGCUGCGUUCCGGCCCUGCUUGUCUUCAUUCUCAUUUUCCUGGAGUCUCAGAUCACGACACUCAUCGUGAGCAAGCCGGAGAGGAAGAUGGUCAAAGGCUCUGGGUUCCACUUCGACCUGUUGGUGCUGGUCGGCAUGGGGGGGAUCGGUGCGAUAUUCGGUGUGCCGUGGCUCAGCGCCGCCACGGUGCGCUCCGUCACUCACGCCAACGCUCUCACCGUCAUGAGCAAAGGGCCCAAGCCUGUCAUCGAGAAGGUGAUAGAGCAGAGGAUCAGCGGCAUUGUGGUGGCCCUGCUCGUCGGUCUGUCGAUUCUAAUGGAGCCGAUCCUCAAGAUGAUUCCCAUGUCCGCGUUGUUUGGGAUCUUUCUUUACAUGGGAGUCACGUCUUUGAACGGGAUCCAGCUCUGGGACCGCAUUCUGCUUCUCCUCAUCCCUAAGAAAUACCACCCAGAUGAACCCUAUGCUACCAGAGUGAGUACGGGACGGAUGCACCUGUUCACGGCCAUCCAGAUCGUGUGCCUGGCGGUCCUGUGGAUCAUCAAGUCCAGCCCGGUGUCCCUCGCUCUUCCCUUCAUCCUCAUCCUCACCAUCCCCCUGCGCAUGGUCAUGACCGGCCGUCUCUUCACUGAAAUGGAAAUGAAAUGCUUGGACGCCGAUGACGCCAAAGUGACGUUUGAGGAGGAGCCUGGACAGGACGUGUACUGUGAAUCUCAGAUGCCAUUGUAGACGUCUCCCAUCGCAGCUUUUCUAUUUUUAUUUAUACGUGGCUACCAUCAUUGUUUCAUUUACCUAAAGAGAGAAACAUAUUUAAUGUUUUUGUUUUCAUGAAAAAUGCUGACAGAGAUUUUACUACCGUAUUGAGUGUCAUUAUAGAUGAUAUUAAUAUAUUUGUAAAGCUGUCUCAGUCAAACAUUCCUGAAUAAUUUUCAGCCAUCACUCAGGUGUAUCGGCUUAUAGAGGAUGGAUAAAUCCUCAUUGAUGUGUUGGAACUAAAUAAAGUGCCUUAGUAAAAGUUAGUUGAAGAGCUAUUCGUACAUGAAAGUGAAAAAAGCCUCAUUUGAUAAGUGUCUAUAAUCACAAAGCUUCAGUGGUGAUUGUUGAAAAGAGCAUUAAUAAAGUCCAGAAUUGUUUACAAUCACACACUGAAUGUAAUGUGUGUUACAGCAUCUCUCAUGAGUAAUGUCUUUAUUACCAUGUUUAUGGCAAAGUCUGAAUAAAGUAUAUGUCAUUAUUGGUAACAAAUGAUCAGGCUGGAAACACUGGCGCUACUGGGAACAAAGGAGAGGCCAUGUUGUGGACAAUAUGAGAAAAAUAAAACUAGACACUUU
Salarias fasciatus (jewelled blenny) is the source of this 2822-nucleotide messenger RNA. Its product is annotated as band 3 anion exchange protein-like. The record is from RefSeq and is a predicted model, not a curated record. Gene Ontology annotation, biological process: regulation of intracellular pH; monoatomic anion transport; transmembrane transport. Gene Ontology annotation, molecular function: solute:inorganic anion antiporter activity; monoatomic anion transmembrane transporter activity; bicarbonate transmembrane transporter activity. Lineage: Eukaryota; Metazoa; Chordata; Actinopteri; Blenniiformes; Blenniidae. Gene Ontology annotation, cellular component: plasma membrane; basolateral plasma membrane.